Messenger RNA from Podarcis lilfordi (Lilford's wall lizard), 12015 nucleotides. NCBI's taxonomy places the organism in Eukaryota, Metazoa, Chordata, Lepidosauria, Squamata, Lacertidae. The record is from the annotation of a GenBank genome assembly.
AUGACCAUGGAAUCUGGCGCAGAGAACCAACAGAGUGGCGAUGCAGCUGUUACAGAGGCAGAAAACCAACAAAUGACAGUACAGACCCAGCCACAAAUCGCAACGUUAGCGCAGGUACAGAGUUGUUCUUGACUGAUCUGUUGUGUCCUUAGGCAAAUGUUUAUAAGAGUAACUUUAACAUCUCUUAUGGAAUCUAAAAGGUUUAAAGGUUGUUAUGAUUUGUUGCAACUAUUGCAACUAAGAAACACUGAAGUACCACAGCAGAGAAUCAUGUUGUUGUUUUUUUUACCUCUACAUGCAUCCCUGUCUCUCUUCCCUUCGUGGUAGACGGCAAUUAAACCUGGAAGUCUCCUGCUUCAUCCAAAAGAGAAAACUGUGUUUAUUCGCUACAGAACAAGCUAAACACAGCUUGUUCCAAAGCUGGCAACUGUAAGUUUCUCAGUUUGGAUAGAACAGGAAACCAUUAUUCAUUGGCAGCUUCUGAAUUUAAUUGCUGCAUGACACAAAGGGAGAUGAGAAGGAGCUGCAUGCUUGAGCAAAAAGCUUGAUCUUAAGCAGCCUUUAAUAAACGUAUGUUUUGGUUGGAGAACAAAAAAGAUCCUAUUUAAAACCACCAGUAUCAACUAAAUCAGGUUUUUUAAACAAAUCCAACACAUUAAUAGAGUUAUGCAUUUGUUAUUACACAGAGGUCUGGUUAAGCCGUGGUUUGUUAGCUGUGAGUUGUCUCACAGACGCCCCAACAAACAGUGGUUUGUUUCAUUAAUGUUUGGUUUCUUUGCCAUCAGUUCUUUCAUUGUGCUUUUGUAGCUUAAUAAGCAUUAGAUAGGUGGCCAAAAAAACCAUGGUUAAGGAAGGUUCCUGGGUUUGCACCUAACAGCAAGCCAGAGUUAAAACAAGUCAAGGCUCAUAAGUCGACAAUAAGUCGUGCCUCCAGAUAGUGGCUUCUUGUCAGUAAAUAAAUCAUAGUUAAGCCACUGGACAGGGUUCAGACACUCAAACAAACCAUGGUUUAAUGAAAACUAAUUUAGUGCACUAUUUGUUAGUACAUAAACUCCCAUUAUACAUGGGAGUGCCUCUGAAGAAGGUUCAGAAAUUUCAGCUGGUGCAGAAUUCAGCAGCCAGGUUGCUCACUGAGCACAUAACGCUGAUCCUGUCCCAACUGCAGUGGCUGCCAAUUAGUUUCCAGCCCCAAGUGCUGGCUUUGACCUAUAAAACCUUCAGUGGUUCAAGGCCGCAAUACUUCAGGGGCUGUCUUCUCCACAUAUGAAUUGACCCAGACUCUGCGAUCAUCAUCUAAGGCCCCUCUUUGUAUUCGUCCGCAAGAGGUCCACAAGGGGACAACACAAGAUUGGGCCUUUUCUAUGGAGGCUCCCCAUUUGUGGAAUGCUCUCCCCAGGGAGGCUAACCUGGCGCCUUCAUUACCUAUCUUUAGGUGUCAGACAGGUAUUGCUUUUGUUUGUUACUUUGUUAUGUAUUUUCAUAUUGUAAACUGCCCUGUGAUCCUUGGAAGAAGGGUUGUAUGGAAAAUAAAUAAAUAAGUAUUAAUAUGAAAUCUGUAAUCAUGUAAGUUCAUUAUUUGUCAUAAAUACAUAAGAUGGAAAAAGUGAAAGAGGUUUAUAAAGUAAGUGUAGUCAUUUAUUCUUCAUUAGUACCUUCGAAGAAAAGAAAAUAUGAUAUGAUUGUUAUAAAAAAGUUGUCAACCCUUGUGACAUCCUGAUUCUUGUGUUGAAAAGGUUUGUUAACUCUAUUAGUACAUAAAAGGGAGGAAUGAAGGAUUUAAGACAUUAGUUCUGUGGUUUUACCAUAAUGAUUCCUACUUUCUUUCCUAGGUAUCUAUGCCAGCAGCUCACGCAACCUCUUCUGCUCCCACCGUUACCUUAGUACAGCUGCCUAAUGGGCAAACAGUUCAAGUCCAUGGUGUUAUCCAGGCAGCCCAGCCCUCAGUUAUUCAGUCCCCACAAGUCCAGACAGUUCAGGUACGUGAAAAUGCCUUUCAAAUAACCAUGUUAUUUCCUGAAAAAUAGAAACAUUGCAUAAACUGUUGUAUCCUGAGCUUUAUUAUCAGCAUGCACCGUUUUAAGUUUCUGAAAAGUAAUUCUAAACAAUACCAAUUUGCCUUUUUUUCCAUUUCAUAGUUAUAUUAUAGGUAGUUCAUGCUAUGCAAGAUGAUAAUAUGACUUCAAAACUGCCAUGUUCAGGACAGGACUAAAAAGUUCAAACAGGCUCUCUCUUCAUUUCCAUCUCUUCCGUUUAAAGUCGCUGCACUCUCGUUUUUGUUCUUUUCCACCUCCACUGAUACAGCAACAAAAAUUCGGUUUCUACUGGUCAUAGGCAUGGUCUGGCCUGAGCCACAACAGUAUUUCUUGAGAUAACUAUUAUAGCGAGAGAAGGCUGCUUGCUGAAGGAUACCUGGAAGCUGUUUGGCUAGCCUUGUAAAGGAGAUGUUGAAAAUGUAUGUAUGGGGGAAAAGAGUGUUCAGGGUAGACUCCAGCUUAGUUCCAAGGAGCAUCUAAUCUGGCCCGUCCGAAUGACCAUGGAAAACCCUAGAGCCUAGCCAGUGAAGGCCGCAAGGCCUUGGUGGAGCGCCUGCAGCAACAGCACCGCAGGUUUAACAGAGAUGGGAACUGCAGACCGAUCUCUAUGAGGAUGUCUUCUGACUUGGCAAGACCCACAUCCUUCAUGGAAGGGAGUAGGGAGCAUGUACAGCCAGCACAGGCAGCAUUUCAGACCUGGGAGGCAUCAGCUGAGAAGGAUUCCCCUGUGGUUCAGUUAUGGGGCCUGGCAAUAAUAAUAAUAAUAAUAAUAAUAAUAAUAAUAAUUUAUUUGUACCCCGCCCAUCUGGCUGGGUUUCCCCAGCCACUCUGGGCGGCUUCCAACAAAGAUGAAAAAUACACUAAAAUGUCACAUAUUAAAAACUUCCCUGAACAGGGCUGCCUUCAGAUGUCUUCUGAAUGUCAGGUAGUUGUUUAUUUCUUUGACAUCUGAUGGGAGGGCGUUCCACAGGGCGGGUGCCACUACUGAGAAGGCCCUCUGCCUGGUUCCCUGUAACUUGGCCUCUCGCAGUGAGGGAACCGCCAGAAGGCCCUCGGAGCUGGACCUCAGUGUCUGGGCAAAACGAUGGGGGAAGAUACGCUCCUUCAGAUAUACUGGACCGAGGCCGUUUAGGGCUUUAAAGGUCAGCACCAACACUUUGAAUUGUGCUCAGAAACAUACUGGGAGCCAAUGUAGGUCUUUCAAGACCGGUGUUAUAUGGUCUUGGCGGCCGCUCCCAGUCACCAGUCUAGCUGCCGCAUUCUGGAUUAGUUGUAGUUUCCGGGUCACCUUCAAAGGUAGCCCCACAUAGAGCGCAUUGCAGUAGUCCAAGCGGGAGAUAACCAGAGCAUGCACCACUCUGGCGAGACAGUCUGCAGGCAGAUAGGGUCUCAGCCUACGUACCAGAUGGAGCUGGUAAACAGCUGCCCUGGAUACAGAUUUGACCUGUGCCUCCAUGGACAGCUGUGAGUCCAAAAUGACUCCCAGGCUGCGCACCUGGUCCUUCAGGGGCACAGUUACCCCAUUCAGGACCAGGGAAUCCUCCACACCUGCCCGCCUCCUGUCCCCCAAAAACAGUACUUCUGUCUUGUCAGGAUUCAACCUCAAUCUGUUAGCCGCCAUCCAUCCUCCAACCGCCUCCAGACACUCACACAGGACCUUCACCGCCUUCACUGGUUCUGAUUUAAAAGAGAGGUAGAGCUGGGUAUCAUCUGCAUACUGAUGAACACCCAGCCCAAACCUCCUGAUGAUCUCUCCCAGUGGCUGCAUGUAAAUGUUGAAAAGCAUGGGGAAGAGGACAGAACCCUGAGGCACCCCACAGAGUGAGAGCCCAGGGGUCUGAACACUCAUCCCCACCACCACUUUCUGAACACGGCCCAGGAGGAAGGAGCGGAACCACUGUAUGACAGUGCCCCCAGCUCCCAGCCCCUCAAGACGGUCCAGAAGGAUGUUAUGGUCGAUGGUAUCAAACGCCGCUGAGAGAUCCAGCAGAACUAGGAAACAGCUCUCACCUUUGUCCCUAGCCCGCCGGAGAUCAUCAACCAGUGCGACCAAGGCAGUUUCAGUCCCAUGAUGAGGCCUGAAUCCCGACUGGAAGGGAUCCAAAUGGUCCGCUUCUUCCAGGCGUGCCUGGAGUUGUUCAGCAACCACUCGCUCAAUCACCUUGCCCAAGAAUGGAAGAUUUGAGACUGGGCGAUAAUUGGCCAUCGUGGCCGCAUCUAAAGAUGGUUUUUUUAAGAAGUGGUUUAAUAACCGCCUCUUUCAGCGGGUCUGGGAAGGCUCCCUCGCGGAGGGAAGCAUUCACCACCCCACAAAGCCCAUCGCCCAGUCCUUCCCGGCUAGCUUUUAUAAGCCAGGAUGGGCAAGGAUCCAGGAGACAGGUGGUUGGUUUCACUCGUCCAAGCAGCCUGUCCACAUCCUCGGAGGUAACAGAUUGGAAUUGAUCCCACACAACUUGACUAGACAGGACUCUAGCACUCUCCCGCCCUGGCCCUGCUCCCAUGGUGGAGUCUACUUCUUCCCGAAUCUGAGCGAUUUUAUCUGCAAAAAAAUUUAUAACUCCUCCUUUUCAUAUCUGAAACCUUCCAAGGGGAAGGGGGCAGCUGGAAAAUAAAUGCUCUUAGGUUUUCAUUCUGAAGCAGUCCACCAUAUGAGAAGAAUAGCAUUUUAUUUAGUUUCUGCUGAAGAGGGAUGUGUGUUUAGGUGAUUGGAAGACCUGCACAUACAUAGGUGUUUUCUUGAAAGAGGUGUUCAUAUUCUGAUGUGAAUCAAUAACCAAUUUAGAACAGCUAGUGUAUCCUCUACAGCAGAAAGCAGCUGCCCACCCUUGGUUUAGAAUAAAAGACUUAAUCAGUUCAUUAUGCUGCUUAAUUAGGGGUAUUUAAUAUGGUUCUUUCCCUAAGCAAGUUCCAAAGCACUCUCAAAAUCAUUUGCUAUUAAGCAUGACAAUGGGAACAAUUUAGAUUGCCUUGGUGUGUUCUUCCUACAAGCGUGUAGCUGGCAAUUCUUGGAAACAGAAUGCUGAACUAGUUGGAACUUCGGUCUGAUCCAGAAGGGCCCUUCUUAUGUUCUUAAAAAUGCGAGAUAAAUGUAGGAUGCAGCCCUAAGGACACCAAGAUGGCGUACCAUAGGCCAUAGGCUAGAUGGGAUCUACCUCUGUGACAGAUCCUUCAAAGCCCUAGCCCAGCAAACAUUGGAAUUCUGAAGUCAGCUGGGCGAAAAAGGAGAUAGCAGCUUUGAUCUAGAGGCAUCCUGGUCAUGUGACUUACCCUCAAAUGAGGGAGAAAUUUACCGUAUUUUUCGUCCUAUAGGGCGCACCGGCCCAUAGGACGCACCUCGUUUUUUGGGGGGGAAAUGAAUAAAAAAAAAUUAUUCCCCCCUUCCCCCGCCGCCGCGGCUGCCGCCCCAAGCCUUGCGCACACCUGCCCGAAGCACGGGGAGCCCUCCGGAGGGCUCCCCGUGCUUCGGGCGACAGGCUGCCACCCCAAGCCUCGCGCGCUCGGUGGGACCUCCUGCCGGGCGCGCAAGGCUUGCGGACACUCACUGGGGCUGCAGGCUGCUGCCUGCAAGCCUUGUGAGCCCGCGGGAACUCCCGCCGGAGAGCGAGAGGGGUAGGUGCGCACCGAUGCCUCUCGCUCUCCAGGCUUCAGCGAAAGCCUGCAUUCGCCCCAUAGGAUGCACACACAUUUCCCCUUCAUUUUUGGAGGGGGAAAAGUGCGUCCUAUGAGGCGAAAAAUACGGUAGUCACACUCCUAAGCAGAACUAAAUCUUUCCUCCUAUUGUUUCCAGUGGUAUGGAAAUAUUUUUUUUUAAAAAAAAAAGUGGGAAACAGUCAAAGGGAUACCAGGGUUUUCCUCCUGCCCUGCCAUUGAGCCAUUGUGCAUCCACCCAGGAUUGCAGUUUUAGAGAUUUCUUAUUAAGAAUCAAUAAUAAGCAGAUAGACUUCAUAAGUCUGUUUAUACAGUUGUGUAAGCAGUACUAGGUUUUUUAGAUCAUCUUGAUAAGGAUUCCUGUUUGCUGCUUUACAAGUUCUGUCAUUUCUUCUGCCUAUACUUCGAGUCACUAAAGCUAGGUUUAUGCUGUUUGUCAUGUAAAACCCUCCAGAGUUCAGAUGACACACAGGAAUUUCUAACCAUAGUGAAACAAGAUAAGAAACUGAUAACAAAAGUGCUUGGAAUUUAGGAGGAGAAGAUUAAAGGCAAGAAUGCAGUAGGAAUGCUGAAAUAAUAAGAAGUGUUUCACAAUCCUGAAAUCCUGGUUAUACUGAAUGUUGACGACGUACCUAUAGAUCUUUGAGCAAGUUAUGUUCCACAAGUGAAGGCACCUGAUAGCCUUGCCAAUAUCUACACAUGUUUGGUUUUUGCUUGUUUGGUUUUUAAAUUUAAAAACAUUAUUUUCUUUUUUGGGGAAACAGACUUUUACUUGCUUUUUCUUUAUUGUGUUUUCAUAUUCACCAGUAAACCAGGUUAGCAAGUGUUGGCCGGACACCACCUAUGGAUCCCAUACCUGCCUUCUGCUACUAAGAGCGUCAAUGACAUCCCCUUUUUGCAGAGGCCAGGUUUUAUAAAGUUCCAUGUUCCUCUGAGCAUGUUUGUUCAGAGUAGAUAGGAGACCACAGUUUCUUACACUACUUGGGUCUUCAGAUUUUCAUGUAUAGAAGAGGACCUCAUGGUGUGGGUUUGCUGACCAUAUUCUCACCUUUACAUCUGUUUUUACUUAAAUAUGUUUAAAACGGUAACAUUACUGUGCUCUUAUACCUAGAUCUCCACUAUUGCAGAAAGUGAAGAUUCACAGGAAUCCGUGGACAGUGUCACAGACUCCCAGAAACGCAGGGAGAUUCUUUCCAGACGACCUUCUUACAGGUAGGAAUUUAAUUUCUCUUACACACAUGCAGCAAAUCAGCUUCUUAUAAUUACUGUCUAGUGACACGUCAGACAGAAGUCAUUUAGCUUUCAAUUUUCUCAACAACCGGUUUCUUUGUUGUUCUACAAACUCCGGUACAAGUUAUGGUCAUACUGUAUAACUAUAAUGUGUUCCAGAUGUUUGGCAUGGGGCUUCUCCUGACCCGGUUUGAGGAGAGGAAGUGAAGUCUUGUUAGGCUAGCACAAUGAUUUGGUUCAAUACGGCCCAGUGCACCUAAAUCAGUUGGAUUAUCCCAAACUGUACCAUAGGGGCAGAAAUCCUUUUUGACUUCAGCAUACAGUUUGUUGCUAAGAGAUAUUAAUCUUGAAGUGGUGUGUUCAAAUCCUGCUUGGGUAUCCAUAGGUCAAGUCCUGCUGAGAAAGUAAGAGCCAUAUUCAGAGGCAUUUCACAGCUGCAUACCUGUUGCUGUAGGAGCAAAUGACAGAUGAGGCUUCAUGCUCCUAGCUAACCACCAUAGGGAACAGGAUACUGGAAUGGAUGGGUCCUCUGUCUGAUCCAGCCAGGCUUUCCUUAGGUUCUUACCCUGCCAGUGUGACAGCCUGGGCAUUCAGUCCCUGCCCUUCCAGUUAUACCAAUUCUCCCGCCCAAAAAUACAGAAGCUACGAGAACCUGGUAAGAUUUCUACAAUAUUCUUCCCUUUUCAGAAAAAUCUUGAACGACUUGUCCUCAGAUGCCCCAGGAGUGCCAAGGAUUGAAGAAGAAAAGUCUGAAGAGGAAGCAACAGCACCUGCCAUCACGACUGUCACGGUGCCAACUCCAAUUUACCAGACAAGCAGUGGGCAAUACAGUAUGUUGCUUGUGUUUCUCAUCUGAUAAGUGGAGAGGAAGAAUACGUCAGAGAUUUGGUUUUUAAAAGAUGGCAAGAAUGCUUAGUAUGUAUAUUAUGAAUUUUUCCUAAGUGCUCAAAACUUGAAGCCCCACGUUUGCCACUCCCAAGUUUUGAAAUUGUGGUGUCAGAAAUGCUGGAAGGAGAGAAACAGGAAAUACGUGGGAAGAGGCCAAAAGGUAAUACAGACAGGACACAGUGCUAUUUUUCUAGAAAAAGAGAACUCGCCAUGAGCACCUUCCUCGUUCUCUUAAAAUGGCAAUGGCGCCUACCUGAGAGGUGCUGGAACCCACCUGAGAGGUGCCGGGACUGAGUUCCUGUGAGUUCCCCCUGAAAAAGUGCCCUUUGGAUGCAAAGGUUCCUACUUUCACCAAAGGCCAGCUUCCUGUUCUGGCAAAAUGAACAACACUUCCUUUAUGCAAUGGAUCGGUAGAACAGGGGGUUUCUUGAGCAGCACACGAAGAAGUGAGCACAGCCAACAAAGUCUGUUUAUAUACAAUUCUGAAGGUCUUUUUUCAGCCCAAACACCCUUCACUUGUCCGAGCUGAAGGUAUAUUAUUGGCGGGUAGGGGGGUUGCCCCUACAUAGAACAGCUUUGUCCUACUUCCUCAGUGUGGGAUACCGUGACAGCUUGUGCCAUUAUGACUACGAAGGACGAGCUGACUCAAGCAGUUGAGGUGGUAGUUUAUCAAGUGAUAUGGUGAUUGCAUUCCAGUUUAACUCCUAUUGAUGCUGGUUCUGUGAUCAUUGCUUUGCAAUAGCUAUUGCAUGCAAGCAUGCUUCCAUGUUGCAGUUGCAGUUUUCAUGUGAGAAGCAUUGCCAUGUGGAUUGUCCUUACUCAGUAAACUUUCAGGGCUGGAGUGGGGGGGGGGGCAGAUGAAGAGCAUGGUGCUUGCAACUGUUUUUUGCCCUGGUCCCCAGUGUGGUCCUGAUUUUCUUUUAGGGACUGGUGUUGCUGAUAUCAACCAUGAAUAUGGCAAUGCUCUGCAUGCAGGUAUUGUCUGCAUGAAUGGACUGGUGUAAAUGUGGAGGAGCUGAGGAGUCUUGUGCUAGAAGCGCUGAAUGAGGGGACCGUGUGUGAACGGUAUUUGUGCUGCCGUCUGGAUGAGGUGGAACAGACCGAGGGACUUCAUGAAAGAGAAUAGACUCAUGAAAUAAAAACCAGAAGAGAAACUGUAUGUGAAGAACGAAAAGGAACUGAGAUUAAGAGACGGAGGAAUGCUAGAAUGGAGAUCUGAGAAAAGGGUGUAGAUUAAAGCAUAACCGUGCAGGGUAGAGAAGAGGGGGAAACAAAAUGAAAAAACAAAAAACCUUAAUCAUUAGAAUGGGCAGAGCUUGAUAGAGGCAUGUCAGAAGUAGAUUGAUAACUUUGGUGAGCUUCAUGUCAUUCGUUAUUUGUAACUUAAUAUUCUGUUGACCUACACAUUUUUUCACAUUACUGAAAAUCUCACAUAGUAAAUACCUCAUGAUCACCAAAAUCAAUAUUUAGAGGGUCUUAUUGUUACUCUUGAAAUGUAAGUUGUGAAUAUUUAUUUUGCCCAUAAAGUAGAUAUUUUCACUCUGCAGGAGGAAAUUGUUAUCUAAAUUAGGUUGUUAAAAAAACAAACCAUGGUUGCAAGGAAUAGAAACAUAACUGGCAAGUUGAUGACAGUUUUUUAACAUUGGCCUGUGUGGUGAUUGCAGUCCCAGCUGCUAGGGUUUCAGUCUCAGGGCAGUAUCUCCCUGGACUGACAACGGUAAUGGAUGGAAUUUCUGUGGCGCCACAUCCAUAAAAAGUCUUGAAACGGACUUAAUUUUCAAAUUGUUGGUUUGACUAAAGGACUGAGGACAGUUGUAUGUAUGGCAAUAUUCUCAUAUGCUGACUCGCAUCUGCCUGCUUUCAGUUGCCAUCACCCAAGGAGGUGCAAUCCAGCUGGCUAAUAAUGGCACCGAUGGAGUCCAAGGCCUGCAGACGCUCACCAUGACCAAUGCCGCUGCAACCCAGCCUGGUACCACCAUUUUACAGUACGCACAGACCACGGAUGGACAGCAGAUUCUCGUGCCCAGCAACCAAGUUGUUGUACAAGGUAAAGAAGAGCAGUUUUAAGCAAUUUGCUCAAGUUUAGCACUAGACACGUGCCGUGUGUGAAAAUUUUUUCCCCCAUAGGGAAUCACUGUGCACAUGUAAUAUUUGUGAAGCACCAUACUUUCAAGCAAAUACCUGUUUCUAAGGAAGCUGCAAUACACUCUGCUGUUCUAGCAAUAGUGGGCAAUAGACUAAAGUAGUUAGUAAUGGGCCAGAAUUCUGAAUGCUAAUGGCUAGACAAUAGCAUAGUUUUGUUUCUGGUUUUUUAAAAGUGUCCUUCCUUCAAGGUUUUGUUUCUGGUGCUGCCAAGUAAUUUUUGGCAACAGUAACCUAUCAAAGGUGGGGGCAUUAUUUACUUUUGGAGCAAAGAGCUAUCCAAAAGCUAAUUUGAUAGGUGGGGGUGCCCAAACUAGAGUUUACUCUUCUUGCUCCUUGAAAGUCCCUAGGGUUACUUUUAAGUUUAAUUGAACAUGACUGUUCACUAACCCACACAAAAACAAUUAUGUGCCUGGCCAAGCCUGAUGAAAAAAAGAGCAGUGGCUUUGAAGAAUAAUAUGUGGAAAAUAAGGAGUCAGGGAGAAACACAGAAGGAAACAGCUGUGUACAGCAGAAGCCUAUAAUUUGACAAAGGUUCUGGGUAGGAGGAGCAGUAGCAAUGGCUGCAGAUAGCAAUACUGCAGGCUGCAGAUAGGGAUGGUGGAGACUGGGAAAGGGUUGAUCCUGAAGAGUCAGGAGGGGCCCUGUGGAAGAAGCAGUGCCGGCAGCCUGGAAGUGGGCUGAUGUAUUGAAUUGGAGAAGGGUCUGGGCUAGAGAAGUAGAAGAGAGAGCUAGGGUGCGAGGAGGCCAUAUGAAACAGGAUCAGAAAGUAAGAACGGGCAGGGAUGAGCAAAGCCACAGAGGCAAGUAAGAUGGGGAGAAAGAGGCAAACGCAUCAUGGACAAGUUACGUAAAUAUGUACAUUUAGCCCAGCCACACAGGCAGAAGCUUUACACAUUUGCAGCACAGCAUGGAAGCAACACAAAGGUGUCAUCAACCGUGCAGCUUCAGGUAAUGAGGGGAGAGGUUCUUCGUUUCAAAUGACAGGUCCCCAUUCCCCCCAGUGUAGGCUUCCAGAGCUGUCAGACCUAAUACCCCUGCAUUCCCUGGUGUGUGUUUUUUUCUCUUAGCUGCCUCAGGAGAUGUCCAGACCUACCAAAUUCGCACAGCACCUACAAGCACCAUUGCACCUGGUGUCGUGAUGGCAUCCUCCCCAGCACUUCCCACCCAGCCAGCAGAGGAAGCAGCGCGGAAGAGAGAAGUCCGCCUAAUGAAGAACAGGUUUGUGUGCUCUGGAGGACUGAGGUGGACCAGCAGACCCAUCCCCCAACUCUACCCGCCCCGCCCCCCACAAUCCUGCCGAAGGAUUUGUUACCAGGUGGAACGGAAGGUGUGGCAGAAAUUUGGCUGUGCCUGAAAAAUAAAAUAAGCAGAAAUGUGGCUCCGAAAGGUAGCUUCAGUACACACCAGUCUUUAUCCCUCAGCAUGAAGGGCAAGAAAAGUUGUGGUGUGUAGUACCUUCCUCCUCUCACCACACCCCAAAAUUACCUAGCUAAAAAAUCAGUCCAAAAAGGAAAAUAACACCAAAUGCAAAUAUUCCUUACAAUUUACCAACAAUUUGAAUUUAAGCCAGAGUCCAUGCAAAAAGGGAAAAUAAUAUCAAAUGCAAAUAAUAAUAAUAAUAAUAAUAAUUUUUAUUUAUAUCCCACCCUCCCCAACCGAAGCUGGGCUCAGAGCAGCUAACAACAGUAAAUAUACCAUACAGUUGAAUGGCAUAUGUGAAAUUACCUCCCAUUGCUUCAGAAGGUUCCUGAUAUGUUAGGCAAGCAAUAGUGAUUUGCUCACCUGUCAAUAAAGAAGAAUUGUGUUUAUUCUACUCCCAAACAAAUAAAAAAUAUUAUACUAUUCAGUUAGUUCUGCUUCAGUUUUAUCAGUUUAAAAUCAGUGAACAUAUUGACUUGAGCUUUUAAUAUUCUGUUUUCCCUCCAGGGAAGCAGCACGCGAGUGCCGCAGGAAGAAAAAGGAAUAUGUCAAAUGUCUAGAAAACAGAGUGGCUGUGCUUGAAAACCAAAACAAGACAUUGAUUGAAGAGCUAAAAGCACUUAAGGACCUUUAUUGCCACAAAUCGGAUUAA